AUGAGCCAAUUCAAGCAUUCUGUAAAAGUUCCCACCCAAUAUAAAGUAACAGCGAAAAUAUUAAAGUCGGCUAUUGAAAAUCAAAAGUCAAUUAAAACACUAAUAUUUGAGGAAAAGCAUGCGCGCAUUUGUAGCUUGAAAGCGGUGCUGAAGCAUUACAGCGACCAUAGAGGAGUUGUGGACAAAGCCAUUGAAGAAACAGCGUUGUUAAAGGACAAUCCAAAGCUAGACUCAGCAUUAGCUAAGGUGCUGGUGACAGAACUCCUCUUUGGACGCGGUGAACUAUCGGGCGAGAGCAGACCUGUACAAACAGUGCGUUCGUACAAAGAGCGACUACAACAGAUAAUAGGCUGCGUUGAAAUCAAAAAGAAAGAACCAAAUCCACGUUAUGUGCGCAUCAACACAAAUUUGCUCAGCAUUGCGGAUGCCUUGGAGUAUUUGGCGGGAGAAGAAUGGCGGCGGAAAGAGCUAGCAGCAGAUGCCACCUACGAUGACUUUCUAGCUGCCGUACGCACCUUAGAGGAGGAUGAAUUCUUAUUGGACAUGCAUGUCGAGGGCGUAUUAAUUUUUCAUGCCAAAAAUAGUUCAUACUGGGCCUCGCACGAGUUUGUGGGCUCCAAAAAAUUCAUUUUGCAGACCAAGGGCACCUGUCUGGCUGCAGAGCUGUUGGCACCGCCACCAGGCGCAACGCUUCUGGAUAUGUGCUCGGCUCCAGGCAUGAAAACGCUGCACAUGUGCAAUGUGAUGCAAAAUAAGGGACGCAUUUACGCUGUUGAGCAGUCCAAGGAUCGUUACAAAGCGCUUUGCGAUAUAACGACUGAGGCGGGCUGCGAAAUAGUUACGCCCAUAUUGGGUGAUGCCUUAACCAUGGAUGCCGAACGUUGUCCGGAAGUGGAGUAUAUUCUAGUAGAUCCCAGUUGCUCGGGCAAUGGUAUGCAGAGUCGAAUUAGUGUUUCGGAUGAGCAAAAGGAUGACAAGCGUCUAUAUAAACUGGCCGGUUUGCAGAUUAAAAUAUUGUCGCAUGCCAUGAGCGCAUUUCCCAAUGUCAAGCGUAUUGUCUAUUGUACUUGUUCGCUUUGGAAGGAGGAGAACGAACAAGUAGUAAAGCGCUGCUUGGAACUCAAUCCAUCGUUCAAGUUACUCAGUUGCAAGAAGGCACUGCGCAAUAAGUGGCAAAAUGUUGGUGACAAGGAGUACGCCAAAAUUGGCAAGAACUGCUUAUACUGCUUGCCAGACUACGAUCUGACUGAUGGAAUUUUUCUGGCAAUGUUCGAGAAGCUUAACGAUGCUCAGGAUUAAUUCAAUUCAACACAAGAAUUUAGCUUAUGAUGAUACUUUAUUAUAUAAGUUUGACAUCGCUUUAAACUUCAGUUUACAUAAAUGUAUAUGUAUAUGCACUUGUGUGCUUGAUUCGAUCUUUUUGUGAAUUGCAUUAUAAAAAAGAAAUGAAUAUUUUAACUACAAUAAAGAAGUUGAGACUUACUGGACUUCGAUGACUUAAUAAAUAUGGUAAAUACAUGAAUAU
Molecule: messenger RNA, 1525 nt
Organism: Drosophila busckii
Lineage: Eukaryota; Metazoa; Arthropoda; Insecta; Diptera; Drosophilidae
Gene: Nsun5
Product: probable 28S rRNA (cytosine-C(5))-methyltransferase
Exons: 4
Coding region: 1-1299 (432 amino acids)
Biological process (GO): rRNA base methylation
Cellular component (GO): nucleolus
Molecular function (GO): methyltransferase activity
Source: RefSeq, a predicted model, not a curated record